AUGGAAUAAAUACAUAAAAAAUGCUUUCGGGAUUCUUGUGGGCUUCAAAAGCGUUGUUCUUUCUCUCGUUCAUGUUCUAAUUUGCAGGUAGGAGAUUGCAGAAAAGCAGAGAGAUAUUGCCUGCCAUUUUUCCAUGUUCAUGGAUGGAUGCUCGGGUAAAAGAGCCAGUGAGAGGCAACCCGACACUAAAAAGGGCAGUGGUAUUAUUCUGAGGGACAGAUUUAACAGUGGUUACAACAAUGUUCCUAUUUGCAGUAGAGACGGCUGCAUUAUGGGAAAAAAUCCCAUGAAGGGUACCUGGAUUGGCUCUACAAAUAGAAAAGGUAAAUCUGUGUUGUCUUCUUUCUGCUCUUCAUCAAACGGGAAGGAAAUAAUCGGAACCUCCUCUAAAACCCGUGGCUCCGCGUCCACUUCCACAAAAAGCGAGAAGAAACCGAUGAUACCUCAGAUGGCCAUGGAUUCAUCGGAUAGUAGUAGCACUAGCAGUGAAGAGGACGAGUCAGUGGCACGAAUCUUGGAUGUACACAAAAAAGGGUUUCACCGUAGACUUGGUUCUGGAAAUAUAAUUCAUGAAAAACAUGAAACUACUGGAGCAGAGUGUUCAAUCUUGACAUCAAGUUUGAGAACAAGGAGAGGGUUUAGACCGAGAUUUGGAUUGAACGAUCAAGGUUUUCGUGCUGGUCCCUCUGGCCAGGCACCAUCAGCAAACACAGUAAGCAGACAUGGUCUGAGAAACCGGAGCUGCAGGUCGAUGUUAUCAGGCGUCAUCCCAUCUGGCUUUGGCUUGGAAAAGAGACCAAGUCAUGCGAGAAAGUCUUUUGGAGAAAGCAGUUCUAGCUCCUCUAGGGGAAAGAAUAUAACUGAACCCCCAGCACAAAAAAGAUGUUAUGGCUCUAACCUGAGAGUCUCCAUUACCGAUAAUAGGCGUCCAAGAAACUUUGUUUUGAACAGCAAGAAUGAUGUUACUUCAGUUGGGACUCGGAGAUCAGUCAUCGGAAGCGAUGCUAGUGCUAGAUUCUCCACCCGAGAGGCUGGAAGACGUGGUCUAUCCUCCAUUACAAUACCAGAAAUGUCCCAGACUGAAACCUCAACCCAUCAUGAUUCUCCUGUCUCUUUAGAACUGUUCCGUGGUUUUCGAGAAGUUGGGUUCCAUGGUUCCCUAAUGAGUCAAGACAAUUUCCAUGGUUACAAUCUAGAUGGGAUUCCUGAGAUACUACCAGAACUUGACAGGAUUGAACGAGAUAUCGAACUUAAUUAUGAGGACCUGCUUGUUAUAGAGACAGGUCUACUACUUGGUGGCCUGAGCUUCCAUGAUCGUCACCGAGACAUGAGGCUAGACAUCGAUAACAUGUCGUACGAGGAGCUAUUAGCUCUCGAAGAGAGGAUUGGUUCAGUGAGCAUUGCUCUCUCUGAAGAAGCAAUAUCAAAAUGCAUGGAAAGAAGCAUCUAUCAAAUAACAGUUUCAGAUAAUGUCUCAAAGGAUGAUGCUAAAUGCAGCAUCUGUCAGGAAGAGUAUACAGAAGGAGAUGAAGUUGGGAGGCUACACUGUAAACAUAGGUAUCAUGUGGGUUGUGUACAAGAAUGGCUGCGGCUGAAGAACUGGUGCCCUAUUUGCAGAGCUUCUGCAGAACCCUCUUCUGAAUAACUGCCAUUACAUUCUUCUUCCUCCUCAUAGUUUGGAUUUCUCUAGAGCCUGUGAACAAAGAUGUCAUCUUCUGUACAUAUCCCUUUCAUUGUACUCACAAGAUUCCUCCUGUGUUUCAGUCUUCUUGUCUGUCUGAUGAACAUGAUACAUGACAAGUUGUAACAUUGGAAACACAUGUCUCUUUGCCU
Messenger RNA from Tarenaya hassleriana, 1833 nucleotides. RefSeq names its product E3 ubiquitin-protein ligase RLIM-like. NCBI's taxonomy places the organism in Eukaryota, Viridiplantae, Streptophyta, Magnoliopsida, Brassicales, Cleomaceae. The record is from RefSeq and is a predicted model, not a curated record. Gene Ontology annotation, molecular function: ubiquitin protein ligase activity. The coding region runs from base 134 to 1645 and encodes 503 amino acids. The transcript has 6 exons.